This is a messenger RNA of Cavenderia fasciculata, 657 nucleotides long. RefSeq lists its product as uncharacterized. The transcript has 4 exons. The coding region runs from base 1 to 657 and encodes 218 amino acids. The record is from RefSeq and is a predicted model, not a curated record. Lineage: Eukaryota; Evosea; Eumycetozoa; Acytosteliales; Cavenderiaceae.
AUGGGACAACUCGAAAAGAAUUUAGUACAUAUGGGUAUCAAUACUGCUUAUUUGAUUCAAUUAUUGAUAGAUAAUCGUUAUGACUUUUCAAAUGAAACUAUCAACAUGAUACUCGACGUUGUAGUGAAUCAAGAUGACGGUGAUAUUCGUCAAGUUUUGAAACCUUUAUUGGAACAUGACAAUAGAGAGAUACCAUUAUUACUAUUGAAAAAAUCAUAUGAAACUUUUGGUAGAGAUUAUUUAUUAUCCAAUCAACUCGUUUAUCUCAAUGGAAGUGAUAUUCAAUUCCAACAAAGAAUGAUUGAUGUUUUAUUAAAGCAAGCUGAAUUGGAUUCAAAAGACCGAUGGGGAAAAACUAAAGAAUACUAUUUCCUAUCAUUAGAAACUACAAACCAAAUGAUUUUGGUUGAAUUAUUGUUUCAUAAUAAUUGGAAAAUUGUAGAAGAUGCCAAGUUUCCAAUUAAUCUACCCACAUUGAUUAGACCAGUCUCUCAACUUUUAGUAGACCAAGAUAUUCCACCAGAAGAAAAAGAAGGCAUCCUCAGAACGUUGUUGUGCAAUUGUAUUGACAGAGAUGGUGGAUUAUUAUCAUGGUGCCACCAAAUUCGUUUUGGACACUUACUACAAGUUUGUCUCAUUGGUCUUAAAAUCAAUUGA